Molecule: messenger RNA, 318 nt
Organism: Yamadazyma tenuis ATCC 10573
Lineage: Eukaryota; Fungi; Ascomycota; Pichiomycetes; Serinales; Debaryomycetaceae
Gene: RPS25B
Product: 40S ribosomal protein eS25
Cellular component (GO): cytosolic small ribosomal subunit
Molecular function (GO): structural constituent of ribosome
Source: RefSeq, a predicted model, not a curated record
AUGGCUCCAAAAGUUCAACAAACCAAAGCAGCUAAAGCCGCUGCUGCCUUAGCCGGUGGUAAGAAAGGUAAGAAAAAGUGGAGCAAGGGUAAAGUUAAGGACAAGGCUCAGCACAUUGUCAUCUUGGACCAGGAAAAAUACGACAAGAUCAUCAAGGAUGUCCCAACUUACAAGUUCAUUUCCGUUUCCGUUUUGGUCGACAGAUUGAAGAUUGGUGGUUCUAUUGCCAGAGUUGCCAUCAGACAAUUGGAAAGCGAAGGUGUUAUCCGUCCAGUUUCCAAGCACUCUAAACAAUCCAUCUAUGUUAGAGCUGAAUAA